Cicer arietinum (chickpea) is the source of this 1428-nucleotide messenger RNA. RefSeq lists its product as uncharacterized. Lineage: Eukaryota; Viridiplantae; Streptophyta; Magnoliopsida; Fabales; Fabaceae. Gene Ontology annotation, molecular function: nucleotide binding. The record is from RefSeq and is a predicted model, not a curated record.
AUGAUGAUAUUUUAAAACCAUUUAUACAACUAAUCUUCUCUAUAUCUUCACAAUACAUAUCCUUGUAUACUAUUUUACAUAACUCCUAAAAUUUCACAUACAAAAAUCUCUAUCUUUCCAAUCAAAAAUGGCUAAUGAAACGGUAGUGCGUUUUGGUAUUCUUGGAUGUGCUCAAAUUUCCAUCAAGCUUUGCAAAUCCAUAAGCAAAGCACUAAACGCGACGCUCGUAGCCAUCAGCAGCCGUUCGCUCGAGAAAGCGAAGGUUUUUGCGGCAGAGCAAGGGUUACCAGACACAGUUAGGGUUUAUGGUAGCUAUGAAGCUGUUGUGGAAGACGAGAAUGUGGACGCCGUUUACAUCCCUCUUCCACCGGCCUUGCACGUGACAUGGGCGGUCAAGGCCGUUGAAAGGGGGAAACAUGUGUUGUUGGAGAAGCCGGUCGCGAUGAAUGUCGCCGAGCUUGACCAGAUUCUUGAAGCUUGUGAGGCUAAUGGAGUGCAAUUUAUGGAUGGCACCAUGUGGUUGCAUCAUCCUCGAACUACAAAAAUGAAAGAAGCUUUGUGUGAUGAGCAACGUUUUGGUCAACUCAAAUUGAUACAUAGUUGCAUGACAUACAAUCCUGGUCCAGAGUUUCUCAAAAACAGCAUUCGAAUGAAACCAGAUUUAGAUGGUCUUGGUGCUCUUGGUGACAUAGGUUGGUACAGCAUUCAAUCCAUUUUAUGGGCAGUUAACUAUGAGCUUCCAAAAUCAGUUCUUGCAUUUCCAAAAUCAACAUUCAAUGAAGAAGGUGUAAUCAUAUCAUGUGGUUCAUCAUUACAUUGGGAAGAUGGAAAAUGUGCUACAUUUCAUUGCUCUUUUUUAACCUAUGUUACAUUUGAUGUCACAAUUUUGGGCACGAAAGGUUCGCUUCGUCUUCACGAUUUGACACUUCCAUUUGAAGAGAGUUUCGGAUAUGGAACAUUUUCAGAGUCAUCGGAGAUCGAUUAUGGAAAUAUCGAAUCGGGGAGGUGGUGUCCGAAGCCGAAUGAACAUGUUGUUGAGACAGAGUUUUGUCAAGAUGUUUGGAUGGUUAAGGAGUUUGUUGAUUUGGUUGGAAAGGUUAAGAGUUUGAAAAUGAAACCUGACAAGAAGUGGGGUGUAAAAAGUAAAAAAGUUCAAAUUGUGUUGGAUGCUGUUAAGGAGUCUAUUCAAAGAGGUUACCAAUCUGUUGAAAUCAUGAUGAAUUAGAUUGAAUGAAGUUGAAGAUUAAUUUAAAUUGUGGUUGGGUUUGUGAAUUUGUGACUUUGCAAUUACAUUAGGAUUUUUGGAUUGGAUUGUGAAAAAUGAGGAACAAAUGAAUUUUAUAAAGUUGCAAUUAUAGUUGUUGUGUAUUUGUGAUGUGAAUAACACUAAAAGUGUGUUUUGAUGAAGUAAUUAAAUUUUUUAAAGAA